Staurois parvus is the source of this 503-nucleotide messenger RNA. The record is from the annotation of a GenBank genome assembly. Lineage: Eukaryota; Metazoa; Chordata; Amphibia; Anura; Ranidae.
UGGGAAGAAUGCCCCUUACAUUGGGGGUCAGUGGGAAGAAUGUCCCUUACAUUGGGAGUCAGUGGGAAGAAUGUCCCUUACAUUGGGGGUCAGUGGGAAGAAUGCUCCUUACAUUGGUGAUCAGUGGGAAGAAUGCCCCUUACAUUGGGGGUCAGUGGGAAGAAUGUCCCUUACAUUGGUGAUCAGUGGGAAGAAUGUCCCUUACAUUGGUGAUCAGUGGGAAGAAUGUCCCUUACAUUGGGGGUCAGUGGGAAGAAUGCCCCUUACAUUGGUGAUCAGUGGGAAGAAUGUCCCUUACAUUGGGGGUCAGUGGGAAGAAUGUCCCUUACAUUGGUGAUCAGUGGGAAGAAUGUCCCUUACAUUGGUGAUCAGUGGGAAGAAUGUCCCUUUACAUUGGUGAUCAGUGGGAAGAAUGUCCCUUACAUUGGGGGUCAGUGGGAAGAAUGUCCCUUACAUUGGUGAUCAGUGGGAAGAAUGUCCCUUACAUUGGUGGUCAGUGGGAA